This is a messenger RNA of Sebastes umbrosus (honeycomb rockfish), 2315 nucleotides long. RefSeq lists its product as uncharacterized. The transcript is spliced from 3 exons. Lineage: Eukaryota; Metazoa; Chordata; Actinopteri; Perciformes; Sebastidae. Gene Ontology annotation, cellular component: nucleus. Gene Ontology annotation, molecular function: transcription regulator activity. Bases 637 to 1440 code for a protein of 267 amino acids. The record is from RefSeq and is a predicted model, not a curated record.
UUAAACUUAAAAUGAGGUUUUCCCUCAUUGAAGUGUGUGAAUGGUUGGGGGUGUUCAUGGGGGCAAAUAAGUAGCAUGGAGUCACAUUAUUCUCUUAUUUUACUACAAUAAAGAGAAGAAAAUGUAUAAAAUAUGUUAUUUAAUCAUAUAUUUCACUUUGUUUAAUGUUAAAUAACACUAAGCAGCUUUUAAUCUCUUAUUUUACUAAUAAAAAGAGAAGAAAAAUGUAGGAAUAUGUUAUUUAAUCAUAUAUUUUACUUUGUUUGAUUGUUCAUCUCUCUGUUAAAUAACACUAAGCAGCUUUUAAUCUCUUAAAAUGGGGGUUAAACUCUCAUCAAUGUGUUUUUGGUAAAACAUUUGAGACACGAUGAUGUCUAACUAAGUGAAGUCGUGUCUGUCUGUGUGGAUGAGUAAAGUCUCUCAGCCUGCAGGGUGUCUCUCUCAGUGACUCAUAACUGGUAGAAUUACUCACUUUAUUAACAUCUGAAAUGGAGGAAAACUCGUCCCACCCUUUAAAGUUUGCAUUUGUUUGUGAGUCUUGUUUUCUGGUGUUUAUUUAGGAGUAAAGUCAGUGAAUGGAGGAAAACUACUAGCCAAUGUUUGCCAUAGGCUGGAUGGUGCUGUUACAUAAACUGGAUGUUUGUUACAUGGUCGAUGUUGGGUCGCGGUGUGAAACGGAAGUGGAGCUGCCUGGAGGAGCUGGAGGCCGAGACCCUCCCUGAUGCUGCUGCUGCAGCAGAGAAGGAGAAGAAUGGGGAGGACGGCGAGGGCGGGUUCCUCGUGGCUCCGUCCAAACCCGACAUGAGCCACCUGCAGCAGCGCCAGCUGGUGCUCGGCCUCUGCAUGGAGAAGCUGCGGGGCUACCAGGCCGGGAUGGAGCUCAGCCUGCGUCGCUCCGUGCUGCUCAUCAACACGCUCAGGCAGAUCCAGGAGGACAUGCAGAGCGACGGCGUUGGAGCCUGCACACCGGAGGUACUCCUCGACGGCGCUCACCCCGACUCCUGCCAUCUCAGGGAUGACUUCAGGAGGGAGGACAUGCCGGUCACGUGCCCCGGGUGUGCAGAGGGCGAUGAGGACAACCUGUCUCCGCCACUGUCCCCAGAAUUCCCCUCUCAGGAGGCAAACAGCUCGCCCGACCAGCAGAAAUCACUACCUGCUGCGACGAUCAAUACUUUUAGUGAUGCAGUAAACGCCAUGGGCUACCUCAGCGACCUCGCCCUGGACGACAUCUUUGACGACAUUGACACAUCGAUGUACGACACUUCGGAUCUGCCCUCUGCCUGGGCGGCGGGCUCCCUGUGGCCCGUCAGUGUGUCGCUUUGGGCGGAGGAGGAUGUGAAAAUGCGUUCGGCCAGCCACGCGUCAGCUGGGAGUCUCCAGUCGUGUCUGAUGGACCUGAACGAGCUGGACCACAUCAUGGAGAUCCUGGUAAAGUCCUGAUCGCCGGGACGAACUCCUGAUCGCCGGGACGAACUCCUGAUCGCCAGAACGAACUCCUGAACGUUUACUGCACACAAUCGAGGAGUCUGAUCACGUCUGAGGAGGCGGGGAACAAGGACGUUGACGGGACAAACUCAGAUUUUUAAGGCUCCAUCUGAUAUUUUAAGUGUCAGCUAGUUUUCUCGUCCACAUAACUAUUUUUUGCAUUUAAUGUGCAUGAACUUGUGCCUCAAAUGAAACACAAAAUAUUUAUUACAAUAGAUGAAGAAUGAGAUUAGUAACCAUUGAGGAAACGUCCACUCUUAAACGCUUUUAUAGUGUUUUUAGUUGUUAUAACUCAGGUGGAUAACUGGCCAAACACACUUUAAGUGAUGUUAAGGCACGUACAGAUAUUUCUAGAAGUCUCAGUGGAAUUAAAAGGAGGAAAACUUUAUUAUUGACCUUCAAGAAAUGCGUUUUUGAACCCACAGAGAGACCAUUUUCUGCAGCCACUGUAACAGGAAACGGAUCCGAUCUGCAGCUUCAAGACAGGUUGUGUUUUGAGUAUACGGAGUUACUUCCAAAAGUGUUGUCGUCAUAUAGGCUAAUAAGCAGCCUGGGCACAUCACAAACUUAUGACGAGCGAGUGACAAGCUAAUUGAGCUAAGCUGGCAGCUACAUGCUGACAAAAUCGUAGGCAUUUUUUAACCCAUUACAAUAUCACAGAUUGUUAAACAAAAGCAAUCUUCAUGCGCCAGUUCAAGCACGACAUUCUUGCCAUUACUAAGAAAGAUUCGCAAGCAAAACUUUUAGGUCUGCAAAGAAAACUUUUGGAUUUUUCUAAGAAAACUUUUGGAUUUGCAAACAAAACUUUCUUACCAAACUUUUGGAUUUGC